This is a messenger RNA of Paramuricea clavata, 2971 nucleotides long. Lineage: Eukaryota; Metazoa; Cnidaria; Anthozoa; Malacalcyonacea; Plexauridae. The record is from the annotation of a GenBank genome assembly.
AUGAAUGUUGAAGAUAAAAAACAAGAAAGAAGCAAGGCUAAAAUGGCGGUCACUGUCGCUGCGAGGCGUCUGAUCGGAGCUUACAACAGAGAUUGUGAAUAUGAUAUUUUAAAGGAUUCAAUGUUCGAACUUGAAAAGGUAUUUGAUGAUUUUUGCGUUAUAAAUGAGGAAUACGAACUCAUUGUAUCUGACGAAAAAUACGCUGAACACCGUGUAGUUGAUGGUGAAGACAUUAUGACUUACAGAGACAAUGUAAAAAGGUGCUAUGAAGAAGCUAGGAGUGUAUUUGUUAGUGUAAAGACAACAAUCGAACAAAAAGCUAGACGACAAAGUGCUGGGCCUGUCAAAGUUGCCCUAAAGAAUGACAUUUGUAGAAUUCAUGAACUAAUCACAGUCGUUGAUGAGAGUUUCAAACUGGAAAAUGUGAAUAUGGCAGCUUUACAACUAGAUAAAAAUGAUCUACAGUCAAUUUUGAACAUAAUAUGUGAUAACAUGGCAAAACUUGGCUCGAUUGAAACACAAGAGCAAGUUAACCUAAUCCAAGAAGAUGUCGAUGCUAUUAUCAGAGCAGUUUACAAUUGCAUCAGAAAGAUAAACUUGUUUUUGCAUGAGCAACAAGCAUUUGUUAAAUCAUUACACAUUGAAACUGCCACUCUCCCCUCUGAAACCAACAUUCCCCCUGAGAACAUCAACACCGUAUUCCCCCCGGAGAUCAACACCAACAUCCCCCCUGAGGACACUGAGACCAUCAACACCAUGUCUCCCCCCGGAAAUCAACACCAACACCCCCCUGAGAACACUGAGACCAUCAACACCAUGUCUCCCCCAGGAAAUCAACACCAACACCCCCCUGAAAACACUGAGACCAUCAACACCAUGUCUCCCCCCGGAAAUCAACACCAACACACCCCUGAGAACACUGAGACCAUCAACACCAUGUCUCCCCCCGGAAAUCAACACCAACACCCCCCUGAGACCAUCAACACCAACACCCCCCCGGAUAUCAACACCAACACCCCCCCUGAGGACACGGAUACCAUUAACACCAUGUCCCCCCCAGAAACCAACACCCCCCCUGAGACCAUCAGCACCACUUCCCCCUCGGUAAUCAACACCAAUAUCCCCCCUGAGCCCAUUUACACUGCAACCCACCCUGAAAUUAUUGACACCCCUGCUAUCGAGACCAACACAAUUCCACCUAUGUUGCCAAUUAACGCUCCCCCCAUUAAUUACUCCAGUCCCUUUGGCACCCAAGUUACCACCAACAUUACAAAGGCCAACACCCCCCUACCAACCAUACCUGGGACCAGUACGGGUUUUUGCUUGAAUACAUCAGCUCAAACCUUCAUUCCUUCUACCACCUUUCAUUCGGAAAGCAGUUCCACAUCGGGACAAACGCAUUUGUCUCAGCAAUGUCAGAAUCCUACAAAUUUAUCAACAGGUUUCCCUCCAUUUGCAAUGCCAAUGGGAUCAAAUCUGCCAAGAGUGGCAUCCAGCUAUCAUAGCAGCCACAAUCAGACCAGGAGCAAUUUGUCAACCAGUCCUAUGUAUACAACCCCAUCUGGACAUCAACCCACAGUCCCGUUGAUUAAUACAAGACCUUCCCACCAAGAUUCCACCAUUCGGCUAAAAAGGAUGGCCCUACCCACAUUCUCCGGACUUAGGAAAGACUGGCCAGAGUUCAAGGCAGUCUGGAAGUCUAUGGCUGAGUCUGCAAGUUAUAAUAAAACUGCAUUAGCACACGAACUUAAGAACUCAGUUAAAGGAGAAGCCAAACACCGCAUCAAAUCUGUUUUUGUCACCAAGCCCGAAGCUUACGAUAUCAUGUGGGAAAAGCUAGAGUGUCACUAUGGAGAUACUACUGCCAGUGUACAAGCUGCUUUGGAAGAUCUUCAAAGGCUAAAACCUGUAAAAGAAGAAGAUUAUAAAGCUCUGGUUGAAUUAGUGGAUGAAGUUGAAUCCGCCUACAGUCAAUUGGAAGAGCUCAACCAGCUAAACACUUUAACCAUGCGAGAUGUAGACAACCUAACUGAUUUGUUACCUACCCAUCUUAAAGUCGACUGGAGACGAAAGUAUCGUGAUUCAUCGUCUGCGGAGAAGCUUCAACCAUUUACUCCGCUAAUGAAGUUCCUAGACAGAGAACGUUCAGUUGUGGCUCGUUUAGCAGAGAAUCAGCAUUCUAAGAAAAGAGGAAAUGACAAUGCAAGAGGAUACAGCAAAACCUUUCAUGUUGAAAGAGGUGCAAAACACGGACAAAGAACCUACUACAAAUGUGCCUUCCCCACCCACAGAAAAGACACCAUAAAUCACACCACCGAACAGUGCAAAGAAUUCCAGAAGUUGUCCAUCAGCGGUAAAGAUGGCAGAUAUGAGUUGUUGAAGCAGGUAAACGCUUGUUUCAAAUGUUUUGGUAAUCAUAGGAAGCUUAACUGCCCCAAAAAACUCCCAUGUUCCUCAUGUGGAAGUGACCAACAUCAUUCCCUGCUGUGCAUCCCACCAAAGCUCCCAAAAGAUUCCGGGGAGAAAUCGAAAACUGGAGAUGAUGGGAACAAGGAAUUAGCAUCCUAUACCGUAGAAAGUGAUUCAAUGGCAUUAUACCCUAUCCACCAAGCGACCAUUAGCGACAGUGGUAGAAAAGUGUCCGUCUUCUGUGAUGGAGGCUCUAACGCAAGUUAUAUCACUCAUCGUGCUGCGGAAAGAAUCAAAGCAAAGAAAGUUAAAAAACUCUCUCUUGACGUGACAACUAGGGGAAAUGUCGAGAAAACGUACAACACGUGGCAAUACGAGUUUCCAAUCAACACAAGUGCUGGAAAGAAAGUCACUAUUACGGCCUUUGGCAUGGAGCGAAUUACUGGACAAGUAAGCAAACUGGAUCCUAAAGUCCUGGUAAAGUUAUUUCCAGAAUAUGAUCCUGAAACACUCCAGCGAAAGUCAACACACGUGGAUGUCCUGCUGGGCUGUGAUUACUUCG